CAGCAGGAGGCUAAAAUGACUGUAGCUGUCAGUUACAAUGUACAGUUUUCCUCCUGCACGUUCAGUUUAAAGGUCAGUUCUCGGUUAAACAGCACCGCAUGGCUCUGAUAUUGCGGUAGGUCAGACUCUACUCUGCAGACUGCUCUUUAGGAGGUUUUAAGUGUGUGUAAAUAAUCUGACAUAUUUACACCAACUGCGUUGAAAAAGCUCCUAAACAUGUGAUGUGUGGGAAUUAUGAGUCGGCACGAGGCACGAGGACGGCGGGCUGUUUGUACACUACAAAUGAGCGACUUUAUCCUGUUAACGAGGCAGUAAACGGUUUGGAAAGCCGUGUGUUACUUUAUGAAGUGUGUGUGUAGCCGUAUCGUGCGGAAACUUUUUUUCACGACACUUGCGUGUGUUGAGCUGUGAACCCUGCGAGCGGCUGGACAUUCACAUGUCAACAGUGUUCCGAUGUGCGACUGUCGGAAGAAAACUUCUUUGUUGCUAGGUUACAUCAGACUUUAGGUUAGCUAUCAUUAGCUGCAGCGACCCGAGCGGACAUGUCGGCGGUCUCGGCCACCGAGAAAGUGGACGGCUUUACUCGGAGAUCCGUGAAGAAGGCGCAGAAGCAGCGGAAAUCGCCCAGCUCGUCGCGCUUUAGGAGCCAGAGUUUCUCCGGGGAGCUUUCAGCCCUGCCGCAGCUCAGAGCCAACGUUCACGAUACUCCGUCUACAGAGCAGCAGGAGCUGUUUGUGCAGAAGCUCCAGCAGUGCUGCGUCCUCUUCGACUUCUUCGACUCGGUCACUGAUCUGAAGAGUAAAGAGGUGAAGAGGGCCACUCUCAACGAACUGGUGGAGUAUGUGUCGACCAGCAGGGGCGUACUGGUGGACUCCGCCUACCCUGACAUCAUUAACAUGAUCAGCACCAACUUGUUCAGAACUCUGCCUCCGAGCGAAAACCCUGAUUUCGACCCUGAAGAAGACGAGCCCACACUGGAGGCCUCGUGGCCACACAUGCAGCUGGUGUUCGAGUUUUUCCUGCGUUUCAUAGAGAACCCGGAUUUUCAGGCGAGCACGGCCAAACGCUACAUCGACCAGAAGUUUGUGCUGCAGCUGUUGGAGCUGUUUGACACCGAAGACCCCCGGGAGCGAGACUUCCUGAAAACCAUCCUGCAUCGCAUCUAUGGAAAAUUCUUGGGCCUGCGCGCGUUCAUCCGCAAACAAAUCAACAACAUUUUCUUACGGUUCAUCUAUGAGACCGAGCAUUUCAAUGGAGUAGCUGAACUUCUGGAGAUCCUGGGCAGCAUCAUCAAUGGAUUCGCGUUGCCGCUGAAGGCCGAACACAAGCAGUUCCUGACGAAGGUGCUCAUUCCGAUGCACACCGCCAAAGCCCUAGCGCUCUUCCACGCUCAGUUGGCGUACUGCGUCGUUCAGUUCUUGGAGAAGGACGCCUCGCUCACAGAGCCGGUGAUCCGGGGGCUUCUGAAAUUCUGGCCCAAGACCUGCAGCCAGAAAGAGGUCAUGUUCCUGGGCGAAAUCGAGGAGAUCCUGGACGUCAUCGAGCCGACCCAGUUCAAGAAGAUUCAGGAGCUGCUGUUUAAACAGAUCUCCAAGUGUGUAGCUAGUCCUCAUUUUCAGGUAGCGGAAAGGUCGCUGUACUUCUGGAACAACGAGUACAUCUUGAGUCUGAUCGAGGAGAACAUAGACAAGAUCCUGCCCAUCAUGUUCAACAGCCUGUACCGCGUCUCGAAAGAGCACUGGAACCAGACGAUCGUAGCGCUGGUGUACAACGUGUUGAAAUCGCUGAUGGAGAUGAACAGCGCACUGUUCGACGAGCUCACAGCCUCGUACAAGGCCGACAGACAACGAGAGAAGAAGAAGGAGCAGGAGAGGGAGGAGCUGUGGAAGAGGCUGGACGAGCUGAAGGUCUCCAAGAGCCAGAGCAACAGCCACGGCAUCGCGAACUCGGAGAACAGCAACAAUAACAACAACCAAUCAGAGGAGCAGAACAGCUCGGCCAUCAGCGCCACAGACGGCGUUAACACACACGCACACAAAACCGACCACUGCGCCAAAUGACACAGGAACAGCUAUCGGAUUGAAACCAGCAGCACUCUGUCACAGACACGUGGACGUUUCGAGUGAAAACACACUCUAUAGAUCUACAUAGGCCAACUUUAUCUAUGAGAAAUGAAAUAUUUUAGUUAUGUAAGUCUAUUUUUGGAUGUCGAGUGCAGUCACGUUAUUUCGUAUAUUAAAGCUUCAUUCACAGAUAGACGUGCGCCGUCGUACAGCGUUCUCGUGGACGUUACCGCGUCCCGUUCCGAAGGAGGCGGUUCUGAGCGGUGUUCUCGCUCUGAGAGAAAUCCUGUUCUAUUCCAGAUUAGACAGCGUUAUGGCAUAACCGAUUCUGUUCUGUCCAGCAGUAAGGAAUUAUUCAAAGGUAUUAAAAUGCAGUUUUGGGAUAUCCCAUUCACACGGUCUGACUCCCGAGUUCAACGUGUGCAAGAGCACGCUAGAUUUCUGAGGGGGAAAAAAAGUGAGAAAACAAAUCGGCGGUGUAACGAAUUAUAAUCGAAUUCUCCUGUCAAUUCAAAAAAAAAAAAAAAAAAAGCUCCAAACACACGUCCUAGCAACUGUUACGCUCCGCUACUGUGUAGUUAUGACGUGGUUUUGACCGAGGAGAGCGGAUUAACCAUGUCCAUUCAUAUCGAUGUUUGUUGUAAAUUGACUCCGCAUAAUACUGAGGACCGGUGUUUACUGAGGACCAGGACGUUUAAGGGAGCAGUGUGUCGUUUUUAAAGAGUCCUCUCUGAAUUGCAAAGAAAACCAAAAUAAAGUAAAGAAUUCUCCUUCAA
This is a messenger RNA of Ictalurus furcatus (blue catfish), 2839 nucleotides long. RefSeq names its product protein phosphatase 2, regulatory subunit B', alpha isoform (gene ppp2r5a). Lineage: Eukaryota; Metazoa; Chordata; Actinopteri; Siluriformes; Ictaluridae. Gene Ontology annotation, cellular component: nucleus; cytosol; protein phosphatase type 2A complex. The transcript has 13 exons. Gene Ontology annotation, molecular function: protein phosphatase activator activity. Bases 543 to 2060 code for a protein of 505 amino acids. Gene Ontology annotation, biological process: protein dephosphorylation; signal transduction. The record is from RefSeq and is a predicted model, not a curated record.